Sipha flava (yellow sugarcane aphid) is the source of this 704-nucleotide messenger RNA. RefSeq lists its product as uncharacterized. NCBI's taxonomy places the organism in Eukaryota, Metazoa, Arthropoda, Insecta, Hemiptera, Aphididae. The record is from RefSeq and is a predicted model, not a curated record. The transcript is spliced from 3 exons. The coding region runs from base 420 to 686 and encodes 88 amino acids.
CCGGCCGGCCGCCCGUCCAGUCAGUGGCCCGGUCCGUUUCGCGCGCGGCACAUUCGUGUUCGGCGCGCGGCCCCGUCAACCGUAUACGUGCACGCGCGUAUCGAUCGCGCGCGUGAUGUUUUCCGCGUAAACGGUUAUCCCGUCGGCGCACCCGACCACCGUACCGCACCGCACGAGAGCGCUACCGGCGCUCCCCCCCUCCCCCUUGUCCCGGCGGAGAAAAGCGUAGGCGCCGCGGCACACGAGUACACGAACGAGUCGGAUCAAUUUGAACAACGCGCCCGGCCGAGCGGUACGACGCUGCGAACCCGUCUUGGCAAUUAACCGCGCUCGGCGAUAGAUCAUCGUUCGGCACCCGCGCCGUUCUAGUCCGGCUGACCGCACCACGCGGGGUUACCACGGCAAACAGCAAAACUAUCAUGAAAGAACCUCCUCCGACCGAUUGGCUUAUGAUCAUCGGAAUAUGUUUCAUAAGUAGCUGUAUUUUAAUCGGAGUACUAAGUGUAAUUUGUUGCUUUUGGUCAAAAUGUUUGCUAUACAAUUGUUGCCGACCAAACUACAAUAAUACUCUUAUUAUUUCGUAUGACAAACCCGAGGAAGCACUAAAUUUACCACCAGAAGACACAAAUAACUCUACUUGUUAUUCACCAGUACGAAUGAAAAAAAUUAAAACAUUUGAUUAUUAAAUUUUCGUUAAUUUUAAA